Molecule: messenger RNA, 723 nt
Organism: Clonostachys byssicola
Lineage: Eukaryota; Fungi; Ascomycota; Sordariomycetes; Hypocreales; Bionectriaceae
Source: the annotation of a GenBank genome assembly
AUGGCUUCGACGCAGGAAGACGGCGAAAAGCCCUUGAAUGCAUCCGAGAAGGCAUACUUGAAGGAAAAUUGGGGCGACGAAUUCCAUUUCUUGCGCGAUCACGGUCUCAAAAUCUACAACGAGGAGGAUCGGAGCGACGGCCGAGCCAUCCUGCGAGCUUUUCGGAAGAGUGACUCCCUCCCCGAGGAGGAUCACUCCCCAAGCGGUGCCAACGAGGCGGCUCAUGAGUUCCGCAAUGACGACCAUUUCCGCGCAGGCGACCGAGCUGAAGAGAACCAGUAUCAGCACCAGAUCCCGAGAGGCUUCGCCCCCGCUCACGGAUUCGAUUAUGCUGGAUCGUCGGUCUACCAGCCGGCCCAAGACCCUGCUCUGGUCUCUGCUGGCGGCGGUGAACAGCACCAGGGACCGACGCGCGAGUAUCGUAUGAACCCCAAUCAGUUUGGUCAUAAUCAUGACCAAAGUGGCGCUUUCGAUGGGGGAUACCAGGGCAGAUUCCAGGGCGGACGGCAGGACGGAUACCAUGGUGGCCGUGACGAUGUGUAUGUUGGGGGACACAGUUUUGUGCGCGAGGGCUGCGAUAAUCCGCAUGAUGCUGGUUCCAAUCGUGGAUAUGAUGAUGGUUCCGAUUCUGGGCAUGAUGAUGGGUCUGAUGAUGUGUAUGAGGAUGGGGAUAGCGAUGGGGAUAGCUAUGGGGAUAGCGAUGGGUACGAGGACGAUGAUUAG